This is a messenger RNA of Necator americanus (New World hookworm), 1857 nucleotides long. RefSeq lists its product as uncharacterized. The transcript is spliced from 18 exons. The record is from RefSeq and is a predicted model, not a curated record. Gene Ontology annotation, molecular function: biotin--[biotin carboxyl-carrier protein] ligase activity. Gene Ontology annotation, biological process: protein modification process. Gene Ontology annotation, cellular component: cytoplasm. The coding region runs from base 1 to 1857 and encodes 618 amino acids. NCBI's taxonomy places the organism in Eukaryota, Metazoa, Nematoda, Chromadorea, Rhabditida, Ancylostomatidae.
AUGUCUCCGCUGGUGAUCCUACACAGCAAUGAUCCAUUCCUCGGUGUACCGGGUAGCGACCGGAAGACACGGAUUGCAGUUCGAGUUUCUCGUCAGUUCGUUGGCGACCUUUCGCCGGACGCUUAUCGGUGUGUUCGUGUGCCUGUGUCUAUUGGCACAAUACUUUUCUUAUUGCUCAGGGUUUUUCCUCCAUUCUUCACAGCUAUACUGGUGUACACCGGUGGACAGACUGACUUAUAUAAAAGAAUAAGGUCAAGUCUGUCAAACCUUAUACCUGCGGAUCGAUACACAGUCUUUCACAUCAGUGCUGAUACGAUGAAGAAGCAACCGUGGAUGGAACCCAACACAGCAUGCCUUAUAGUUGCUGACACAUCGCAACUUGAUGAUCAGUUGUGUACCAUCAUACAGACUUAUCUUAGCCAAUCGGGAAAAGUAAUGCUUCUAUGUCAGAAACGUCUUCUUGCAGACUUGUCUAGUUGUGAAUCAUUCAAAAAACAGGCCGGUAUGAUUCGAAUGGUGUUUGAACCUCAAGACUUCAACUCAACGGCGAAGGAUUUUGAGCUUUUCCUUAGAAAUUCAUUGAAAACGCUUUCAGAGCAAGGAAAUAUAGACACAACUUUUUAUCUCGAGAAUUUUGCUGGAGGAAAAAGCUACUCAGUUGUUCUAACAAAAGAGAAGGAGUUACCCCUCUUAUUAUAUACGGAAAAUGGCGACCAUCAGGCAUCAGCUAUUUUUUCAGAUGCUACAUGUGACCAAUUGUUAGCACCCGACAGUCAUCUGCUCCGAGAUUCUUUAUCUCGUUUUGGUGUAACAGUAUGUGAAACAAAAAUUCCUGUUCUAACUCCUGCAGUCAUGACAGCUAGUGAUGACAGUAUCAUUGAGAAUAUGAAGAAAGUGCGGUAUGGGGAAGCAAUUGGACUGAAACCAAAGCUUUUCCUCCAAAAAACAAAAGAAAUGGGGAAACAAGAUAUGCCUGAUGUUACUGAAGAUCUGCUGCCAGUGGAGAUUUUACCACGAAGCAACAAUUCUACAUACACCCAUUUCAAUUUUCCUUUGUAUUUCUCACGUCUCAAGACGAAACAUCUGGGACGCAUCAUUAUGCACAUUCCUGUCGCAACCACCACUAUUGAUAUUUGUGCAAGCCUUUGCGACGCAAUACCCUCCUCCACCGGGGCUGUGAUAGUUGCCGCUCGUCAGACUCACGGUCGUGGUCGCAGUGGAAAUGAGUUUUUAUCUCCUCUUGGAGCUGCGAUGUUUAAUGUUACUACAGUCCUUCCAAAGUCGAGUUCACUAGCUAGAACUCCGUCGAUACUUCAGCACGUAUUCGCUAUAGCUCUUGUUGAUGCUGUUCAUCGGUUAAGUGGCCUAAAAAACUUUCCACUACGAAUCAAAUGGCCAAACGACUUCUACUUCAACCGCUCGCAUAAGGUUGGUGGUCUUGUGGCUACUGCAAGAUCUCGUGAUGACGGCCUGUUGAUAUCCAUUGGUGCCGGAAUCAACGUGUUCAACUCGCGGCCGACAGUUUGUCUUAACGACAUGGUUCCUGAAGGUAGCGACCUCAAAUUCAACAUUGAAGAGGUUAUCGCUGAAACGUUAAAUAGAUACGAGUACUGGAUGAAUACCUACGAAAUGAAGGGUCCUGGUGAAGUAUUUGAAGCGUACUACAAAUUUUGGCUGCAUAGCCGAGAGGAAGUGGUGAUCGAAAAUCUAUCCGAGAAGGUUGUUAUUUGUGGAUUGGACAAGAAUGGAUACCUCCAAGUACGGAGCAAAAACAAUUCGAACAAGAUAUUUUCUGUUGGCGAUAAUGGGAACACGUUCGACAUGAUGAAAGGUCUGAUUCGACAUAAAGUUUGUUAA